CUGUACGACAGUAUCACAGCGCCCUCUGGCGGUGACAGUCAUGUGACGCUGCGGCAGGAACUGAAUCAGCAGAGUGUUUACGCUCUUGAGUCACUCCAGUGCUACCGACUGUCGGGAUGUGACCCCGGAACAGGACGCCUUAUACACAACACAGCUCUCAAAUACAACAAAAACGACAGAAUCCUGGACCAGGAGAGCAGUGCAUCAGGAGCAGGGGGGAUGAACCGUGAGGAAGCCCCUGGCAAGUCUCCUGAGGAGAUGUACAUCCAGCAGAAGGUGCGGGUGCUGCUCAUGCUCAAGAAAAUGGGAUCAAAUCUGACGCCAAACGAAGAAGCAUUUCUGCGAAAUUAUGCAGGCGUGGUGCACAGCCAGAUGAGUCAGUUGCCACAGCACCCCAUUGACCAGGGAGCUGAGGAUGUGGUGAUGGCCUUCUCAAGAUCAGAGACUGAGGACAGGAGACAGUGACCUCUCGCCAUGCCAAGUCACUACAGCUGAAUACCACACAACACUGUUGACUGAUGGAGAGGGCGGAGCCCGAGAUAGGAGAGGGGCGGGGCUUUGCUGCAUGUCAAUUGCCCCACUGCCCUUCUCUUCCCCAUUUCCCUCCUCUUCCUCACACUAACUGUUACACUAUCGAGGAUGCGGCUUCACUACCUGAUGAAUUACAGCAAAUGAGUCCCGAAAGAGUCUCCGCUGGGAUAUAUUUGAUUUUGUUUUAUAGGAUUUGUUUUGUUUUUGGUUCCCAUGAGAGACUGAAUGGACCAAGAGCUUCAUUUGUCUGGUCAAACCAAGAAAGAAUAUAAAGAGCCUUAUGGGUUAUGUCAUUAGAAACAACCUUGGUUUAAUCUUGUUCCAUUUUUUUUAUUUUUAUUUUUUUGUAGUUUCUUUUUUUUUUUUUUAUUAUUGUCCAAUGGGUCAUGGAGGUAGGCUUUUUUUAUUUUUAUUUUUUAAGGAUUUUUGUUUGGUUAUCAGUUGUUUAGCAGUUGUUUGCAUGAUAAUGUCAUUGAAAUAUUAAUCUUGUUGCGGAGGCUUGGGAAUUGCGUCAAAACGGAUGAGGCCCGUAUGCGAGCACACACUCGCAGAAUGAUUUACACAAAUUACCUGAUGUAUCAUUAUCUCUUUUUUCAAUGUUUGAAUUAAUGUGAAAUUUCAUAGCCUUUUUUUUUUUUUUUUUUUGUACAGAACAUGAGAAAAAAGUAGAAAAGUGAACGAGCUGUGCCAAUUGUGUUUUAUGUAAAAUAUUUCUAAAGGUAUCUAAUGAAUGUCUUAGGUCCUUAUUUAUUUUUCCAAUGUCUUAAAUUUAGUAAUAAACAUGAUCCCACCCCCAAUAAACUUUUUAAAUUCUGAUUUGUAACAUCAUGUUUUGAUACAAAUGACCUUACAAACCAUAAUAUACAGAAAUUCUUGAGCACAUCAACGGAAAUAGCCACAGCCUUAAUAAUAAUUGUGAUAACAGAAUGUGCCAUACUCAGACAUGAGUUACCAUAUAUUUGACUGUCUAAUACAGUGAUUUAGUGGUGCUAGUGAAAGACACAUUUUCUAAUUAUUCUAAUUAAAGUCAAUGGGGAAUACAAGCUUGUGGUAAUUAAACAGCCCUCUUACUUGAAGGGAUAUUUCACCCAAUCUAGGGAUAGUUACUUACCCUAAUGUUGUUCCAACAUUCAUUUUUUUACUUUUAACAGUUCAAUUAAAUAGAUUUUUUGGCCUCUGACCUUUUUGGUAACAUUAUGUUCAUUAUUUAAUGUGUAUUCUUGUUUUGUUAACUUGCUUACAUAAUUAUUGUAUCUUUAGUGUUUUGAAAUGACGCAUGCCUGCUUUGUUGUUUAUACGGUGUAUGUUCAAGUAGCUCUGUAAUGGUUAUGAGAGCCUUGCUGCAUUAAACAUCAAUGUACAUCUCUUUUUAAUCCAUGCAUUUAAGUCCUUUUGAAAGUUCUCGCUAAUAUCCUAAUAUUCCAGCAAUAAGAAUUUGAUUGAAUGUCUUCAUUCACGGAGACUACAUGGCCAGCAGCCACAUUAUCUCUCAACAAUGACAGUAAAGGGCAUCUGAUUACUUUUAACUGUUGUUUUAAAAUCAUGUUUAAAUCCUUAAUUUGUCUAUGCAUUGUUUCUUAACAUUCAGAAGCAUAUGAACGUGUCUUACUGCAAUCAUGUCAGGCUGAGUAUGCGGCCUUUUAGCCUUUGAAUCAUGAAUGUCAUUGUUUUUGAAUUCUUGUUUAAUUCAUUGACAUCAUGGCAUGUUGUCCUUACUCCCUUGAGCUGUAAAACUAUUUAAUGUGAAUUGCUUUUUUUUUUUAUUGUUUUAAAAUUCAAUUGAAUAGUUGUUUUAUGCCAUAUGGCUGUUGACUACAUCCCUUGACUUAAAUGCAUCCAAAAUCUAUACCAACUGAAACAUUAAAUGAGUUUAAAACUG
This is a messenger RNA of Myxocyprinus asiaticus (Chinese sucker), 2410 nucleotides long. RefSeq names its product catenin, beta interacting protein 1 (gene ctnnbip1). Gene Ontology annotation, cellular component: cytosol; beta-catenin destruction complex; nucleus. Lineage: Eukaryota; Metazoa; Chordata; Actinopteri; Cypriniformes; Catostomidae. Gene Ontology annotation, molecular function: beta-catenin binding. Gene Ontology annotation, biological process: negative regulation of Wnt signaling pathway. Bases 220 to 465 code for a protein of 81 amino acids. The transcript is spliced from 4 exons. The record is from RefSeq and is a predicted model, not a curated record.